Molecule: messenger RNA, 489 nt
Organism: Saccharomyces kudriavzevii IFO 1802
Lineage: Eukaryota; Fungi; Ascomycota; Saccharomycetes; Saccharomycetales; Saccharomycetaceae
Gene: CBP6
Product: Cbp6p
Exons: 1
Coding region: 1-489 (162 amino acids)
Biological process (GO): mitochondrial respiratory chain complex III assembly
Cellular component (GO): mitochondrion; Cbp3p-Cbp6 complex
Molecular function (GO): ribosome binding
Source: RefSeq, a predicted model, not a curated record
AUGUCCUCCUCCCAGGCAGUCAAAGAUACAGCCAAAAAAUUGGUUAAUUUACUGGAGAAAUGUCCAAAGGAUCGUAUACCCCAUUUGGUCUCAUUCAAAGAUGUACAGAUGGCAAGAUUUAGACGUGUAGCGGGCUUGCCAAAUGUUGAUGAUAAGGGAAAAUCUAUAAAAGAGAGAAAGCCAUCAUUAGAUGAAAUAAAGAGUAUUAUCAAUAGAACUUCAGGACCUCUAGGGCUCAGUAAAGAGAUGUUAGCAAAAAUUCAAAAUAAAGUAGUUGAUGAAAAGUUCACUGAAGAAAGUAUCAACGAGCAAGUUCGUGCUUUGAGCACUAUAAUGAGUAAUAAAUUCAGGAAUUAUUAUGAUGUUGGCGAUAAGCUUUAUAAACCUGCAGGAAAUCCUUACUACUACCAACGGUUGAUAGAUGCCGUCGAUGGUAAGAAAAAGGAGAACUUUUUCACUGCAAUGAGGACUGUGAUAUUUGGUAAAUAG